AUGGCCGAUGAUGCAAGCUCGACAGACGGCACAAUCAUGACCCUCGUCGAUAGGCGAUUGUCGGGCAAAACUUUGGUUGACUGCAUCGUACCAUACCCAGAAGCCUUCCCCAGGCCUCCUACACGAGAAUGGCUCCCAGCGAACGUACCGGUCGACUUCAAGGGACCCAUCCGCACGCUCUACGCACCGCACGACUCCCCCGCCCAGAUACACCGCCUCCCCUCCGCCGUUCUCGCGCGAGUAUUCACCGCCGGCAUAUUCCGCGAAUGGCGGGAGAUCCAGUCCUUGACGCACGUCUGUCGCAGAUGGCGAAAGCUAGUCCGGGCAACCCCGCAGCUAUGGGCCGAAGCCGUCGCGUCUCUCGUUCAGUCAGGGAACGAGACCAGCUGUGCACGCUAUUUGCAAGACUUCCUGUCUCGAACCUCCGAGGCUCACCCGAUCAAGAGAAUUCCAGCUCUUCUGCAUGGGCAGUCAGCUAUCUGGAAUUGCGUCGUACCCCAUCUUUCAAAGGUAUCAUCGUUGUCGCUCGUCGCCAGCACUGCGGAGGAAGCUAUGAACAUGCUUAGGACGAUCCGCUUGGCACACGUGCGGUCGCUUGCAAGCCUCGAGCUCGUCACGUAUGAUCGGUUGCAGGCCUCAUCCUUCGACAAGCUCUUCCCCUGGAGAGAACAGGAAUUCCCGUGUCUACGGGAGUUGAAGAUAUCUGGUGUCUUCUUCUGCCACGCCAACUCGGUCGCGUCGCUGAGGUCUGUAGACCUGGUUGCCUGGUCCGCUACCGACUACGACUACAAAUAUCUCGACGGCCUCGCGCGGUGCGCAGGCAGUCUUGAAUCACUAUCUCUGCGAGCUUGGUAUAAGCCACUGGAAACGACGCCGAGACGGACUCACCCAGAUCCUCUGCCAUUACCUAAAGUUCGUCGACUAAGCAUCACAGGUGACGCCAAAGUGGUCGAGGAAGCUUUUGCGAGCCUCGCCUUGACGCCGAUCGUACACGUCAGCAUAACGCUGUGGAAGAAGUCCUUCGUUCCAUAUACCAUCCUCAACAUCUUACCGCCGUACCUCGCUGGUUUCCACGCCCCUCCGUUUAUCGACACCCUUCGCAUCCGCUUUGACCACUCGAGACACGUCACCGUGCGUUGUAGCGCGCGCAAUGAGGAGCGACUUACGGUGAACAAAUGCGUCGGCUCUUUGACAGCCUGCAGGAGGUUCACACAGGCCUUCCUCUUGCCUAGCGUCACUGAAUUAGCCAUCAAUGUGACGUCCUCCUGCGAAUUCUUCACGUCUCCUGCGGCUGAUUGCGCCUUUUCCCCGAGGGAUCACCUCAAUCUUCGCCGCUUUGAACUGCUUGGCUCUAACAGGAGAAACUUGAAGUUCCGCGUUUUGGACAGUGUCCUGCGCCAUCAGGUGCAAUACGAUGGUCUCACAACGGAGCGGCUAACGCUCGCAUGGGGGAUCCAUCUCGAGCAUGGCGUAGUCGCGGCCGUAGACGAGCUCGAGAAGCUCAUAGAGGUUCUCACCACCCGCAUCGCGAGCGAUGGGACACAGCUCGCAAGGCUCGAGAUCUGCGUCACUACCGCCAUGGACCUCGACAGGUACAGGGCGUACUACGCGAUUCGCGACCUCUGUCCUGAUCGUGUCUGGAGCCGGCGAGUAGCGAGGAGGUUCUUGCCGAAGCUCGAGCUGCUUGCGGAAGAUGUAGUAAUCCUUGGUGAUUGGGAGGAGUACGCCGAGGACAUCGACGAGGAGGACGAGGCGUAUUGCGGCGGAGGCGUCUGGAGGGAGGCUGCCGUCAAGGACGCGAGCUGGGACUGGGGCGGCGGCGAUGUCGUGGCCACUCGGUACACGCCCGAUUCACAUCUGUGCCGGGACUGCGACUGCCAACGAUUUGGGGUUAGAGACGUGGACCUCGAAUCUGAAUCCGAAUCCGACACCGAUUAGGACUCACAGCUAUAGAGGUAGAAGAGAGAUCCCAUGCAACGUAUCAAAAUUACUCGGUCAGCACAGGUAGCAUAUCCCUUGGGCUCGUAAGACAAGGAAUGUUCAUAGCUCGAAGCUGUCCCAUCGGCCCAGGACUCGGAGAGGAAGCAGUUGGACUCGUUACACGAUACAAGAAGGAAGUAUGAGUCUGCGCUCAAGGACGCGAUUAGUUUCUACCGUUAUAGUCGCAUCCAGGUCUGUCUAGCGGACACAGGUAUGAUAUGAGGGUCUUUUGGAACCUGGAGGUGACAAGCAGAGUCUGAGUACGUUGCGCGAGUCGUUGUUCAUUGCCGUCACGUGAUUGUCGGUGGCGGUGAUAGGGUUCCCACGGAAUUGAUUGC
Messenger RNA from Dichomitus squalens LYAD-421 SS1, 2318 nucleotides. RefSeq lists its product as uncharacterized. Gene Ontology annotation, molecular function: protein binding. NCBI's taxonomy places the organism in Eukaryota, Fungi, Basidiomycota, Agaricomycetes, Polyporales, Polyporaceae. The coding region runs from base 1 to 1938 and encodes 645 amino acids. The transcript is spliced from 5 exons. The record is from RefSeq and is a predicted model, not a curated record.